This is a messenger RNA of Ornithodoros turicata, 1501 nucleotides long. RefSeq lists its product as uncharacterized. The transcript has 3 exons. NCBI's taxonomy places the organism in Eukaryota, Metazoa, Arthropoda, Arachnida, Ixodida, Argasidae. The record is from RefSeq and is a predicted model, not a curated record. The coding region runs from base 221 to 1501 and encodes 426 amino acids.
CAGCCUCAAGUCAAUCCACUUGGUGCAAGCUUCAGUGCAAGACGUCCAUCCGUUUCGUUCAAUCUUAAUAAUGCAGCACAGAACGACAGCAAGUUCAGAACGACACAUAUAUUUGUGUGUUGGAUGACAGAGCCGUCCUGGGAUGUGCACCCCGUCCGCACACUCUUGCUUCUUGGUCUCGUUUUGACUUCGUUCUUCCACAUAUGCCUCAGUAGGAGACAUGGAGCCGAAAAAGAAGUAUGGUCGAUAUCUCUGGGACCUCACGUGCAACGUGCCGGCCCGUUCUCGACAUCGAUUAAAAGAAAAAAGCGCCGCUUCUAAUGGAAAUCCGCCAUCUCCACCGCGGAACAUAGACACUGAGCACGACAUACAGGGGUGCUCUAAUUUCACAGCUGAAGCGUUCCCUACGAAUCCAGUGUACAAUACUGCUGACGAGGAAAUGCCCAUAAACUCUGAACCAGGUCCGGGGCGUAGUGAAAGCAUCCCUGAUCCCGAUUGUGACGAUUCCGAUGCCGAGGAGGAAUUAAUACGCUCUCCAGCCGGCAGCGGGUGGAACAGCCCACACAGCUACAGUUGCCCUAACUCUUCAGAUAACUCUACCUCUGAUGGUGCAGAUGUUCUACCAGAUAAAUACUCUGACCUGGGUCAAGUGCUCUAUUCUGGCUCACGGAUCACAAAGGCAGAAAGUAUGCUUCUGAUUCUGGGUCACAUUCUACGUCAUGAAGAUUCAAAAGAGGCUACGGAAAGCCUUCUAAAGCUGGUUGAAGCCCAUUUGCCACGAGGAACAGAGUUUCCAACUACCAAGUACACUUUCUUCAAACAUUUUGGCAACACCGAUGUCAAGAGGAGCAGACAUUUCUAUUGUAGCAGCUGCUACUCUCACAUUGGAACACUAGAAGAAGUGACUGAUGUGCUGUGCAAGAAAUGCAAAACUGAGCUUCAAGUACAGGAUCUUGUGAAGUCAUCAUCCUAUUUCUUUUUCCUGGAUAUAGCUGCACAGAUAUGCGACAUUUUGAAAGUGACUGAUCUCAUGCCUGUUCAAACAUCUGUCUCAUACGACAUAACAAAUAUCACCAAUAGCAUUGGUUACAGGAAGCUACCCAUUGGACCAGAUGAUGUCAGUUUGACUUUCAAUACCGACGGUGUACCACUUUUCGAAAGUAGUGGCGUGGGGAUUUGGCCCCUUCUGGCUCAAAUCAAUGAGCUACCAUAUAAAGACAGGGCCAAGAAACUACUUCUUGUUGGGCUAUGGUUUGGCCCUAGAAAGCCACCAAUGAACACUUUUUUGCUACCAUUUGUACAAACGAUGAACACACUUUCUGCAGCUGGUGUGACAUGGGAAGAUUCCAAUGGCCACAGGAGGACCACAAAGGUUUUCCCUGGACCGUGCACAGUAGACAGUGUGGCACGAUGUGAACUUAUGGGCAUGACUCAAUUCAAUGGAAAACGUGGCUGUAACUGGUGGAUUCCCUCUGAGGCCCCCAGUCAGUGCUUUUUUUAG